AUGGCGAGACUAAUCUCGUUGUCUGAUGAGAUCUACUCGCGCAUCUUUCGUCAUGUCGUAAACGACACGGAGCCACCCAACAGUCCUGGAGAGUUACUUCUAGCUUCCGUAGCCCGCCGAUGGAGGGAUCUGGCGCUCAGGACGGCCGAGUUUUGGACAACUGUGCGCAUUACCCAUGAUCGUGACCUACCUCCGAGCAUCUCCACUCGACUGUCUCGGACGGAUGGCCUCCCACUCGAUAUCUACAUCCGACUGGAGCAAUAUCGGUACCGCGUCUGCACAGAGUACACUGAAGGUGUGGACCUUCUUAUCCACCACAUUGGACGUUGGCGGUCGCUGCACGUACAAGCCACCAACCCUGUCCUCCACAUGAUCCGUCUCCGCAUCCAGAAUCUGCGGAUGCCAGUUCUGGAACGGCUUGCUUUCAUCCAAACCAGCACGGGACCGAUGCAGCACAUCGGCCCACUUGCUCUCAAUCCAGCGGUCUUCCGUGCUCUUCAUCUCGAACGCGCGAUGAUCUUCCCGUCUGACGCAUCUCUCCUGGGGGGGUUGACCACCAUCGAACUAGUCCAGUCCUCGCUCGCGAUGCUCGAUGAACAGAAACUUCUUUCGGUGGAGUAUCCCACCCAAGACUCUCGCCUCCCGAGUAUGAUCAAUCUCGAACGACUGUCGGUAGACGGAAGCAAUCCGACGAGAGAAGGACUGCCGUUUAGUCCAGCCUUCUCGCCUGCUCAUCUAACCUUCGUUCGCGUCGCGCGACUGCAUGCUCCGUCGAUGGAUCGAGUCCAAGCGCUGUCUCGAUUUUUCGGGACUGCGUUCUCCUCGCCUGUUUUACGUGUCCUGGAGGUGGAAGAGAUCACCGGUUUCGCGUGGACGAUGCUGCUAUCGGUUAUCAGCGCUGUCGGCUUCCCUGCGAUGGAGAAAGUCGUUCUCAAGGCGGUGGACGGGAGCGGAGUAGAUGUGAACUUUCUGGCUUCCUUUGAGGACGGUCUGGAGACACUUGUGCUGGCAGAUCUCAGGAAUGACCAUGCGGAGAGAAUCUCUGAGCUAGCAUCGCAUGUCCACGGCAUACAACACGUUCAAAUCGCGCACGGUUCAACGGUGCAACCAGAGUAG
Mycena citricolor is the source of this 1116-nucleotide messenger RNA. Lineage: Eukaryota; Fungi; Basidiomycota; Agaricomycetes; Agaricales; Mycenaceae. The record is from the annotation of a GenBank genome assembly.